Messenger RNA from Rosa chinensis, 1693 nucleotides. RefSeq names its product zeatin O-glucosyltransferase. Lineage: Eukaryota; Viridiplantae; Streptophyta; Magnoliopsida; Rosales; Rosaceae. The transcript has a single exon. Bases 156 to 1541 code for a protein of 461 amino acids. The record is from RefSeq and is a predicted model, not a curated record. Gene Ontology annotation, molecular function: UDP-glycosyltransferase activity.
UUAUUGACGAAAAGAGAAUAACAUACAAGGAAAAAAAAAAGGAAUACAUAAAUCAUCUACAUUUUCAUUUUCAUUAGUAUAAAAACCCUUGAGGCCUUGAGUACUGAACCGAAGAACUCAUAUCAAAAGCCAACCAUUUUUCAAGUUUUGUAUUCAUGGCUUCUAAUGAAGUGGUGAUUGUCAUGGUGCCUUUACCAUUGCAAGGCCACCUCAACCAGCUCCUCCACCUCUCCCGCCUCAUCUCCACCUACAACAUUCCCGUCCACUUCGUCGGAACCCCCAAUCACAACCGUCAAGCCAAGCUUCGAGUCCAAGGCUGGGAUCAAACCUCAGACGGCUCAAACUAUAUCCAAUUCCAUGACUUCUCCAUCCCUCCUUUUCCUUGCCCCCCUCCCAACCCUAGUGCACCAACCAAGUUCCCUUCUCAUCUCCAACCCACAUUUCAAGCCACCACCCAUCUCCGCCACCCAGUCGCCGCACUUCUACGCAAACUAGCCUCUCAGUCAAGGCGAGUAGUCGUCAUCCACGACUCCCUCAUGGCUUCCGUCAUCCAAGACGUGGGUUCCAUCGUAAACACCGAGUCCUAUACCUUCCACACUGUUUCCGCCUUCGCCAUUUUCCUGUUAUUAUGGGAAUCAAUUGGAAAGCCUUCUGAGCUAGAAGGGGUGGAGGUCCAAAUCCCUGACACCGUCCCCCGUCUCGAGGAUUGUUUCCCCGACGAGUUCUUUGAUUUCGUUGUUGCUCAAUAUGAAUACAAAAAGUACAGCUCAGGGAGCAUCUUUAACACCAGCAAAACCAUAGAAGGUCAGUACAUAGAUUUACUAAGCAAAUUAGGUGAUAAUAAGAAGCAUUGGGCUAUUGGGCCGUUCAACCCGGUGUCCAUAUCCCUGAAAACUCCAAAGCACAUGUGCUUGGAUUGGCUUGAUAAACAAGAUGCCAACUCAGUAAUAUAUGUGUCUUUUGGAACAACCACCACCAUGACAGAUGAACAGAUCAUGGAGUUGGCUAUUGGGUUGGAAGAAAGCAAACAAAAAUUCAUUUGGGUAUUAAGAGAUGCUGACAAGGGUGACCUUUUCCUCGACGGAGACCAAGUUAGAAAGCCUAAGCUUCCAGAAGGGUAUGAACAGAGAGUGAAAGAUAGGGGAGUAGUAGUUAGAGAUUGGGCGCCCCAGUUGGAGAUUCUGUCGCACAAAUCAAUUGCUUGGUUCGUAAGUCAUUGUGGAUGGAACUCAUGCAUGGAAAGUGUCACGAUGGGAGUUCCCAUAGCAUGUUGGCCGAUGCACUCGGACCAACCAAGAAACACGGUUCUGGUUACUAGGGUGCUCAAAGUUGGUUUGGUUAUGAGAGAUUGGGAGAGAAGGGGUGAGCUUGUGACAUCUUCAAUGGUGAAAGAUGGUGUGCAGAAAUUGAUGGGAUCUGGAGAAGCGGAUGUGAUAAGGAAGAGGGCAGGAGAGUUGGGUGUUGCUGUGAGAGGGUCGAUGGGGAAAGGCGGAACUUCUCGGGCGGAGUUGUCUUCAUUUGUUGCUCAUAUUACUAGAUAGUACUGAAACAUGAAAUGUCGUACUGGGAAUAAAAAAAUUAUAAAUAAAAACAUUUUAUAAACGUAAAGUUGUAUGUGCACUUUUAAUUCUGUUAGAAAAACUUGUUAAAGUGGCUCAAUUUCGGAAAGAUCUACCAAAAAUGGAGGUCUGCG